AUGAACUCGUGGGUGCACAAGAAGGGCCACCAGUCUAAGAAGUGUAGGAUGAAGGCCCAGGAGAGAUUUGCCAAGAAGUUUCCAUACAGGUUCAGCUGGCUGACGGAACCUGGCCCAGAGCCCCCACAGACCUCGGAGGUCAUGACAGUUAACAACACACCGAGGGAGCUGCUGCCCCUGCAGAGGGGGUUGGUGCCAACGAGGUCCAUUCCAGACAAAGGGCUUCAGUUUCCAGGGUACCCCUCACUGCUGUGCUCCUCCCCGCCGCAGCCGCGGCUGCUGCCCCAGAGAAACCUUUGGGAGAUCAAGCUCCUGACCCAACGAUUUCCCAAACAAGGAACCCGCCUGCAGCCCCUUCUGUGCACCAAUGUGGACCACCUCCAGAGUGGCUUGGUGUCAGGAGUUUCCAGAGGCCACUCCUAG
Molecule: messenger RNA, 423 nt
Organism: Trichechus manatus latirostris (Florida manatee)
Lineage: Eukaryota; Metazoa; Chordata; Mammalia; Sirenia; Trichechidae
Gene: CUNH3orf22
Product: chromosome unknown C3orf22 homolog
Exons: 3
Coding region: 1-423 (140 amino acids)
Source: RefSeq, a predicted model, not a curated record